AUGGGGUUGUUAUCACAAAUUACGACUGCUUUGAAAAUUUCUCGAAAAAGCGUGAAUAUUUUGGUGGUUGGACUUGAUAAUAGUGGCAAAUCAACCAUUAUCAAUCAUAUGAAGCCUUCAGAUGCACGAAAUAAUCAGAUUACAUCAACAAUUGGCUAUGUCAAUGAACAAUUCUUUUUCAACAAUACAAAGUUUUUAGUACUUGAUAUGUCAGGACAAGGAAAAUACAGGAAUUUAUGGGAAUCUCAUUACAAAGAAAUAGACGGUGUGAUAUUUGUGAUUGAUAGCACUGAUCAGUUACGUAUCGCGGUUGCUCGAGAUGAACUUUGGUUAUUAUUAAACCACAGUGAUUUCAUGUUGCGCAAGGUGCCAAUCCUUGUGUUUGCUAAUAAGAUGGAAGUGAACGGGUCACUGACAACUUCGGAAAUUAGCCUCUUCUUGGGAUUAAAUUUGAUAAGCGAUCACAAUUGGGAGAUUUAUGCAUGUUGCGCCAUUACUGGUCAAGGUUUAAAUUAUGGCUUCCAGUGGCUGCUAGAGAGUAUUCAAGCAUGUUUUGAAGCAAAUUAA
Messenger RNA from Thelazia callipaeda (thelaziosis nematode), 567 nucleotides. The record is from the annotation of a GenBank genome assembly. NCBI's taxonomy places the organism in Eukaryota, Metazoa, Nematoda, Chromadorea, Rhabditida, Thelaziidae.